Belonocnema kinseyi is the source of this 1007-nucleotide messenger RNA. RefSeq lists its product as uncharacterized. The record is from RefSeq and is a predicted model, not a curated record. NCBI's taxonomy places the organism in Eukaryota, Metazoa, Arthropoda, Insecta, Hymenoptera, Cynipidae. The transcript has 2 exons. The coding region runs from base 68 to 532 and encodes 154 amino acids.
GCGAUCAACAUAACUAGAACGUAACAUUCAAUCUUACGAAAAAGUAAGAUUUUCUUAAAGUAAAAAAAUGGAGGAUCCUUCAGCCGAUGGGGUUUGUGAUCCGCAAACUGAUGUGGGCCGCGGUUCGAAAAUAAUUGAGGAAGCCGCGAAAUUCUACGUAAAUGCCAAUGCUAGCUAUGAUCCAAGAAAGUUAUAUAUGCGAGAAAAUAUAUACGCUAAAAGCGAAAACGAAUUUUCAUCAGCUGGCAAUAUCGACACUUCUGAUGAGAAUAAAUAUUUAAAUUCGAAACGUAAAAUGGGAGAUGAUUCAUACCACGACGAAGAGAAAAAGCCAACACCCAAGAAACUCUUGGUUAGUAAAGGUCCCGGUUCUUCUCUUUUGAUUAGUUCGAAAACGAAACCUAUGCAAAAACUUAAAAACAAUAGUGAAUCUUCAUCAUCCAGCUGUGACUCUUUGUCUGAUAGUGAUACGGAACUUUCAUUCGGCUGUUCUUCUAAUCAGGAGAAAAUUCAGCAUAUUAUCAAGGAGUAAUGUUUACUCUUUUUUUUUUAUAAAAAUCUCAGUGAAAAAAGUUAUUUAAAAGGGAAUGAAAUAUUCUUGUGUUCAGAGGGAAAUAGUCUGAAUGCCUAUUUAUUGAACUGUUUCUAACUUCUUGAUUUUUAUAAUGUUGACAUUUUUUUAUAUUUUUAAUAUCACAAAAGUUAAUAAAAUUAUGCGUUUAAGAGUUGAAGGGAAAAUGUCAAUUUAAUAAAAAUAUAAUGCAAAAAACGGAAAAUUUCGAUGUUUUAGAAAUUGAAAUCACUCUGGAAAUGAUGGAUUGAAAAAAAAUUUUAUAGAUAUUUACAAAUUUUUGAAAUUUUUUGAUUUUUUUGCAAUAAGUUUGAAUGUAACACUGAAUCUAGGGAAAUAAUUUUUUAAAUAUCUUAACAAUUUUGAAAAAUACUGUGGGGACUUUUCUUUAGAAAUAUUUCAGAUUAAAAUUGUUUAUUUCGCAUACUACUGUUUU